CCUGUUUCAUGGGUCCAUUUUUUUCUCUCUCAACAUAAAUUAGAGCAGAAUCGCUCCCAAUUUUCUGCUUAAUUUAACCUCAAAAUUAGUGAUCAUGGGACACCAUUCUUGCUGCAACCAGCAGAAGGUCAAGCGGGGCCUGUGGUCGCCCGAGGAAGACGAGAAGCUCGUCCAAUACAUCACCACUCAUGGCUAUGGCUGUUGGAGCGAAGUGCCUCAGAAAGCAGGGCUUCAAAGAUGUGGCAAGAGCUGUCGUCUGAGAUGGAUAAAUUAUUUGAGGCCGGAUAUUCGAAGGGGGAGGUUCACACCAGAGGAGGAAAAGAUGAUCAUCAAUCUUCAUGGGGCAGUAGGAAACAGAUGGGCACACAUAGCGAGCCAUUUACCGGGAAGAACUGAUAACGAGAUAAAAAACUACUGGAAUUCAUGGAUAAAGAAGAAGAUAAGAAAGGCAUCAUCAAACAACACCAAAACAAACCUUAAUCAAGAUUCUCACUUCACCUCUCCUCAAAUCCUCUUCCCUUACCUAAACCUAUCCACCAAGUCGCCUCCUCAGGACACAUUACUCCCUCUAAAAACCACAACCUUCAUGUUCGACAUCGGGCCCACCAUGACCGCAGAAGCCCUUGGCCUCACUAGCAACACCAGAGUAGAUCACAUUCUCCAUGAAGCUGCAUUACUGAACCAAGAAACAUGGCACCAACAAGAAAUGGUCCAGUUCACACCAUUAAUGGAGAAUCUAGAGAAUCUUAUGCUGCCUAUGGAUGUGCAGAAUAGUGCAAUCUCAGAGGCUGAGUGUUUGCAACAGAGAAAUGAGAUGAAUGAAUGGAUUGAAGCACAGAAUUCAUUUUCUGGAUACUUUUUAUGGGAGCAAGCACAAGGGAAUAUUGGUGGGGAGGAAGAAUCAUCAACUUUGCUGGCUUCUUUUCCAUAAUCUCUUUGACUAGUGUGAAUAGUUAAUUAAUUACUACGGAACUACUGAAGUUUAUUGUCAUAAUUAAUUAACGUGUCUAUCUAUCUAUAUAGCUACCUCAGGUUUGAUUAAUAAAUUAAGCUACGUUAUGUAUGUGUGUGGUUGUGAUAUUUAUGAUUUCGGGAGAGGAUUUGAGUUUCAUAUAUAGUAUUCGGCGAAUAUAUGGAAUUAGGAAUGUUUGUUUUCGUGAAUAAUGUAAAGGAGAAAUAAAAGAGUUGUAUAUAA
Messenger RNA from Salvia splendens (bonfire salvia), 1195 nucleotides. RefSeq names its product transcription factor MYB3. The transcript has 3 exons. Bases 95 to 931 code for a protein of 278 amino acids. The record is from RefSeq and is a predicted model, not a curated record. NCBI's taxonomy places the organism in Eukaryota, Viridiplantae, Streptophyta, Magnoliopsida, Lamiales, Lamiaceae.